Molecule: messenger RNA, 1503 nt
Organism: Schistocerca cancellata (South American locust)
Lineage: Eukaryota; Metazoa; Arthropoda; Insecta; Orthoptera; Acrididae
Product: craniofacial development protein 2-like
Molecular function (GO): catalytic activity
Source: RefSeq, a predicted model, not a curated record
AUGAUUACACAUCUGAAUGGAUUAAUUGUUACUCCUGGUGAAGUGACACGAAUAAUUACUGGACAGCAGCUCUUGCCAAUGGAUGAGUCAUACACUAGAAGACUUCAAGAACUUGAAAAUGUAGUUCGUGGUAUCAAAGAUUCAGAAGAGUUGGCAAGUGUAGGUCCAAAACCAUCUGGAAGUCUGACACCUGAUGAUAUUGAAAAUAUGAAAAAAUUGCAAGAAAUUGCCACAAAUGAAAUGCAACUAAAAAGGAGGAUACAGUCAAUGGAACGGAAGGAACUUAUGUAUUUAGCUGCACUUCAAAAAGCGGAUGAGCUACGGAUGAGAGCUGAAGGUAUUACUAGUGGACAGGAAUUUACUUCACCAACCAUAGUAGAAGCUGGAAGUUCAGCUGAGGGUUUGCAGAGGCGUGUUGUGGAGCUUGAAGCGGAAGUUAAUCGUCUGAAGAAGAAAGCUGAAGUGCUAGAGGCUGAGAAUGAGAAACUUCUUCACAUGAUUUCUGAUGGAACUCAGUGUGGCAUUAGCAUAACACUCCCUGUAUGGUCAAACAAUAUUCUUGACAUAGCAAGAUGGUGCAAAGAGAAGCACUGCAUAGGAACAUGGAAUGUAAGAUCCAUGUAUCAAGGAGAACUAGAUAUAGUGAAAAGAGAAAUGGAGAAAAUUAACAUCGACAUAUUGGGAAUAAGUGAAAUGAGGUGGACUGGCAUGGGAGAAUUUGCUUCGGAUGGCCAUAUGGUGUAUUGUUCUGGGCACGAUAACAACAGAAGUAAUGGAGUAGCCUUCAUAGUUAGUGAUAAAGUGAGAAAAGCUGUAAUGGAAUGCAAAUAUAAAAAUUAUAGAAUGAUGUCCAUCAGACUUCAAGGUCAGCCCCUCAUCAUCACAGUAAUUCAAGUUUAUGCGCCAACAACCGAUGCUGAAAAGGAAAUUAUUGACCAGUUCUAUGGAGAUUUACAAGAAUUACUACUGUCAACACCAAAAAAGGAUAUCGUCUUCAUAGUUGGAGAUUGGAAUGCAAAAGUGGGAAAUCAAGCUGUAGAAGGUAUAACAGGGAAUAAAUAUGGUCUUGGUACAACAAAUGAAGCCGGACAGAGACUCCUAGAAUUCCGCCAAGAAAAUUCAUUGAUAAUUACUAAUACACUGUUUCAACUACCAAAACAACGCCUGUAUACCUGGACUUCGCCAGAUGGCCAACACCGGAACCAAAUUGAUUACAUACUUUGUAAUCAGAGGUGGAAGAGCGCAGUUCAGUCAGCUACAACAAGACCUGGGGCUGACUGCAGAUCAGAUCAUGAGUUCCUGAUUGCAAAAUUUCGGCUGAAACUUCAGAAUGUAGCAAAACAGUAUUCUAACUUGCAGAUUCAAGCGAGGUCGCAGAGAAAUAUAUUCCCAAAAAAAGGAACAGCAAGAAGACUAGAUGGCUAUCAGUUGCACUGCAAGUUGCAGAAGAAUGAAGGAAAGCAAAAAUCAAGGGAGAUAGAUCAGCUAUUGCAAGGAAGUUGA